AUGCAGUGGUCGGACGCCGGAGAAGUUCUGGGGGACGGGGGGACCGUCAACCAGGACCAUCAAGAGAGAGGGGUCACCUGCCAGAGGGCCUCCAGCAUGAGGCGGCGGGGGCGGAGGGGCAAGGCGGCGGGGGCGGAGGGGCAAGGCGGCGGGGGCGGAGGGGCAAGGCGGCGGGGGCGGAGGGGCAAGGCGGCGGGGGCGGAGGGGCAAGGCGGCGGGGGCGGAGGGGCAAGGCGGCGGGGGCGGAGGGGCAAGGCGGCGGGGGCGGAGGGGGGCAAGGCGGCGGGGGCGGAGGGGCAAGGCGGCGGGGGCGGAGGGGCAAGGCGGCGGGGGCGGAGGGGCAAGGCGGCGGGGGCGGAGGGGCAAGGCGGCGGGGGCGGAGGGGCAAGGCGGCGGGGGCGGAGGGGCAAGGGGGCGGAGGGGCAAGGCGGCGGGGGCAAGGCGGCGGGGGCGGAGGGGCAAGGCGGCGGGGGCGGAGGGGCAAGGCGGCGGGGGCGGAGGGGCAAGGCGGCGGGGGCGGAGGGGCAAGGCGGCGGGGGCGGAGGGGCAAGGCGGCGGGGGCGGAGGGGCAAGGCGGCGGGGGCGGAGGGGCAAGGCGGCGGGGGCGGAGGGGCAAGGCGGCGGGGGCGGAGGGGCAAGGCGGCGGGGGCGGAGGGGCAAGGCGGCGGGGGCGGAGGGGCAAGGCGGCGGGGGCGGAGGGGCAAGGCGGCGGGGGCGGAGGGGCAAGGCGGCGGGGGCGGAGGGGCAAGGCGGAGGGGCAAGGCGGCGGGGGCGGAGGGGCAAGGCGGCGGGGGCGGAGGGGCAAGGCGGCGGGGGCGGAGGGGCAAGGCGGCGGGGGCGGAGGGGCAAGGCGGCGGGGGCGGAGGGGCAAGGCGGCGGGGGCGGAGGGAUCAAGGCGGCGGGGGCGGAGGGGCCAAGGCGGCGGGGGCGGAGGGGCCAAGGCGGCGGGGGCGGAGGGGCAAGGCGGCGGGGGCCGAGGGGCAAGGCGGAGGGGCAAGGCGGCGGGGGUGGAGGGGCAAGGAGGCGGUGGUGGAGGGGCAAGGCGGCGGAGGGGCAGGCGAUGCGCGCGCAGGUCGGUACGUGUAG
Messenger RNA from Bacillus rossius redtenbacheri, 1086 nucleotides. RefSeq lists its product as uncharacterized. NCBI's taxonomy places the organism in Eukaryota, Metazoa, Arthropoda, Insecta, Phasmatodea, Bacillidae. The transcript is spliced from 4 exons. The coding region runs from base 1 to 1086 and encodes 361 amino acids. The record is from RefSeq and is a predicted model, not a curated record.